This is a messenger RNA of Jatropha curcas, 1195 nucleotides long. Its product is annotated as LIM domain-containing protein WLIM1. The record is from RefSeq and is a predicted model, not a curated record. NCBI's taxonomy places the organism in Eukaryota, Viridiplantae, Streptophyta, Magnoliopsida, Malpighiales, Euphorbiaceae.
UGAAAGUCUAACCAGAAACGCCUUUACUGCUACUUAGCCAUUUUUUUGGCCGUUUUUGUUUAGUUCUUCUCUCUCUUCGUCUCUGAGCUGUAAAUCAUCAGAGCCUGAGAAAUUUCAAAGUCUUCUCUUUAUCACUAAACCAUCUAAAGAGACCACAAGAGUUUCUUCCAAUCCAGUUGUUAUUUAUUUGGGAAUUGAAGAUAUCUACAAAGAGAGAGAUCAAAGAUGGCAACAUUUGCAGGGACAACCCAGAAGUGUAAGGCAUGUGAAAAGACUGUCUACUUAGUGGAUCAGCUUACUGCAGAUAAUAAAGUUUAUCACAAAGCUUGUUUCAGGUGCCAUCACUGUAAGGGUACUCUUAAGUUGAGCAAUUACUCCUCCUUUGAGGGUGUUUUGUAUUGCAAGCCUCACUUUGAUCAACUAUUCAAAAUGACUGGAAGCUUGGAUAAAAGUUUUGAAGGCACUCCAAAAACUGUUAGAGUUGACAAAUCGGCUGAUCAGGUCCAUACUAAUAGCAAAGUUUCAAGCAUGUUUGCUGGAACUCAGGACAAAUGUGUUGCAUGCAAGAAAACUGUUUAUCCACUUGAAAAGGUGGCAGUCGAUGGAAUGUCUUAUCACAAGGCCUGUUUCAGGUGUACACAUGGAGGCUGCGUUAUCAGCCCAUCAAACUAUGUAGCCCAUGAGCAGCGUCUCUAUUGUAGGCACCAUCACAACCAACUCUUUAAGCAGAAGGGAAACUUCAGCCAGCUUGACAAGCAAGAACAUGCUAAACCGGUGACUGAGAUUGCAUCAACUGAAUAAGAAUGUAAACAGUGUUCCACAAAUCUUGAAAUGCAUGAUACCUCAAGGAGUUUGUUUCUCAGCAUCAGUUGCAAUUGUCAAGUAGAAGAGCUACUACUAUAUAACAUUAUGAGGAAAUUAUGUUCAGUUGCAGAGCUCCAUGCUGUUCCUAACUCUUUUUCUUUUUGGUUUAGUGUGAGCUUUGAGUCCCUAAUAAAUAGAGAUUUUUGGUGUUGAAAACCUUUCAAUAAACCAUGAACUAAAGCACAGAGGUUUUGUAUUUAUUUUUAAAUUUAAGCUUUGAUAUGCUUUCAUUUUCUGUGCUUGGUGUCUUGUAAUUAGCGCUUGGCAAUGUGUGCUUGUCAUCUUUGGUACUUUUCUAUAAUAUAUUGAUGCCUCAUUCCCCUUUUUGUCA